UGAACGAGCAAGAAAAAUUAAAGUAAAAGAUGACUAUAAUGAGAAACGGGCUGAAGAAAUGAUGGCUGAUGAGGAGGAGCGCGGAGAGCGGUCGCGCGCGGAGGAGGCGCAGCAGGCGCGCGAGCGCGGCGAGCGCGGCGAAGCGGACGAGCGGCGGCGGCGCGAGCUGCGCGGCGACGAGCAGCGCGAGCUGCGCGACGGCCUGCUGCUGCAGAUGGAGGACCAUCGCCGCGGCCGCCGCGAGGAGCGCCAGCGCGACCAGCACUUCUGCGACGCGGCAAAUGUACUAAUGGCAGCCAACGACGAAGAUGUGAAGGAGAGAACUCGCAAGAAGAAGGAAGUGAACAACCAGUACGGUGAGGACCUGCGAGAGCAGAUCGAGGACGACGCGGCCCGCAGGCAGAUGGAGAGGGAGGAAUACAGGAAGUAAUGAUGCAACGGAUGCUGGGAUGUUAUCGCGCAAGAUAAAGAAUUUAACAAUGGAACUAACGUGGAUGCUUUUGGGAGACUUGUAAUUUAGGAGCUAUAAGUCUAUAAUCAGUGCGAUCGUUUAGCACGUGCUUCUUAUUAUUAAUAAAGAAAUAAAUAUUUUUCUUCAGAAUUCAAAUGUAGAAUCUUGGAAAUUUUUUUAAAUGUUUGAAUUAUGAUAUCGUAUUUAGAUUCUAGUUUCAGUACGCGGUGUGGUCGCGAUUCCUAAAUAUUACGUGAUUUCUAGACUAAGUACAUUCACCUAUCCAAAAAAAAAAA
Zerene cesonia (dogface butterfly) is the source of this 747-nucleotide messenger RNA. RefSeq names its product trichohyalin-like. The transcript has 4 exons. The coding region runs from base 59 to 430 and encodes 123 amino acids. NCBI's taxonomy places the organism in Eukaryota, Metazoa, Arthropoda, Insecta, Lepidoptera, Pieridae. The record is from RefSeq and is a predicted model, not a curated record.